Messenger RNA from Pieris macdunnoughi, 483 nucleotides. The record is from the annotation of a GenBank genome assembly. Lineage: Eukaryota; Metazoa; Arthropoda; Insecta; Lepidoptera; Pieridae.
AUGGAGUCGGGAUUUCCAAUUAAGAGUUUGUCGGACAUGACGCGGAAGCUCUCACAAAGGCUUGGCUUGAAGGAGCGCCUGGGGUUGCAUUAUUGUGCUCUAAUUAUAGAUCUACUCGCCAAGAUUGAAUUGCCUACUAUAAAUGACGAAAAAAUUAUUUAUAUUAUCGCGCCUUUUCCCGAAGAGUUGUGGACAGAAGAGCUGUUCAAUUUGGCGUACAAUCUGAACCAGUUCAACAAUCCAACUAUCAAGUUCUUGGAGAAACUUCACACGAAGAUCGUUUUGAAGGCAGAUAAGUCCGGGAAGAUAUUAGUUAAGAAUGCAAGUCAAGCUUCGAGCUUUACCUGUGUAGAUAAAAUAUUUGGCAACGACAAAGCAGUCGCACAGAUAACAAUCGAAACUAGUUUGCUAAAGUUUGCCAAAUUGGCGUUUGAAAUUGCACUGUAUAAACUGCAGCCACUCCUGGCUUUGCACUGCUGUUGA